Molecule: messenger RNA, 1409 nt
Organism: Macrobrachium nipponense
Lineage: Eukaryota; Metazoa; Arthropoda; Malacostraca; Decapoda; Palaemonidae
Gene: MED6
Product: mediator of RNA polymerase II transcription subunit 6-like
Exons: 7
Coding region: 288-1238 (316 amino acids)
Biological process (GO): regulation of transcription by RNA polymerase II
Cellular component (GO): core mediator complex; mediator complex
Molecular function (GO): transcription coactivator activity
Source: RefSeq, a predicted model, not a curated record
UUACAGGUUUGCAAUGACAGGUUUCUUUUUUCACUCGAGGCUAGCCAAGGACCUAUGUGAAACGGAUCUCUUGCAAAGGGCCAAUGCAAAUAUGACUGAGUCUCAGUUCUUCAGGGAUUAUGGAAAUAGACACGUAAAACACUCAAGAAAUGACCAUUGAGGACUGAGGAGAAGAAGAAGAAGAAGCUACUGCGGUCACUGCUCCGGAGCAAAACAUUGAAAGCCAAACGAAACGUCAAAUCUCCUGUCACAGUUACCUACCUAUAACCUAAACACACAAAUUGUUGAUGUUUGGUACUUUAGGACCGAGACCACCCUUUUCCUCCUUAAAUAAUUUACCCCCCGGGCCGAAAAUGGCAGAUCAAAACAAAGAAAAUCCUCUUCACAUAUCUUGGCAAGACAGUAUGUGGAUUCCACAUCUAAAUUCAGCAAAUAUUUUGGAGUACUUCUCGGAAAGAACAAAUCCCUUUUACUCCAGAGAUUGCAACAAUGAGUUCAUCAAGAUGCAACAGAAUACUAGGGUUGAUCAGCUAACGAACAUGCAGGGUGUGGAAUACAUGCUCCUGCAUACUCAGGAACCUAUUCUAUACAUCAUAAGAAAACAACAUCGAUUCUCUCCUACUCAGGUUACACCUAUGGCAAAUUAUCAUAUUAUUGGAGGACAAGUAUUUCAAACACCAGAUUUAGGCUCCAUAGUAAAUUCUAGAGUGUUAGCUACACUGAGCAAUUUAACAAGUGCAUUCACUGAAUUGCAGUCAUACUCGCAUUAUCAUCCAUCUAGAGGUUACUGGUGGCAGUUUCGAAGUCAGUCGGAUCAGGGUGAUCAACAAAAGAAAAAGGAAGGAAAGAAGGCUACUCAAACAAAAAAGGAAGAAAAGGCAUCAAAUUUCCAGAAUCAUCGUGUUAAUGCGUUAUUAAAGGACCUUCAUGACAAAUUUCCUUAUAAAAAUCCAACUCCCCCUCAAGCACCUGCUCCUGUAGGGCAGCAACAAACUCAGUCUCAGGUGCCAGCAGGACAGCAACAGCAGUCUCAGAAUUUACAGCCACAGCAAUCUGGACCGCAACAGCCACAACCAGCACAGCAGCCAGAUGCAUCUAAAACUGCCUCAGGAGAGGAAACUAAAACAGAAGUUAAAGUAGAAAUCAAAACAGAAAUUAAACAGGAACCUGGAACACAACCAGCACCUCAACGUGGCAGUAAACCACCACCUGAAAAGAGACAGCGUACAACACCAUAGGUUUAAAUUUUAUUCCACACUUACUAAAAUGUUCAUAAAUUAUUAUUUUGUCAGUUUCUUAGUCGACUUGAAUAUGGUGUUAGCAGCAGGUUUACUAAAUUCCAUAAUAUGAAUGGUCCUUACAGGACUAUACAAUUUAUUUUUCAUGAUGCAAUAAAUUUGAUAACAUUU